Bufo bufo (common toad) is the source of this 2911-nucleotide messenger RNA. RefSeq names its product putative helicase MOV-10. The coding region runs from base 89 to 2875 and encodes 928 amino acids. The record is from RefSeq and is a predicted model, not a curated record. The transcript is spliced from 20 exons. Lineage: Eukaryota; Metazoa; Chordata; Amphibia; Anura; Bufonidae. Gene Ontology annotation, molecular function: RNA binding; 5'-3' RNA helicase activity.
CACCACAGCGCUUUGCCAGGCUCACAUAGUUGCCAGUGCGGGGCGCACACAGAGACUGAGCGGGAAGAAGGCUCCGCCAGUGGAGAACAUGGCUCCUAAGUACAGGAUGAGAGAACUGAAAGACGCUGGAGAGAAAUUUCUACAACAUCUAAAUGACACAGGCAGAAUGAAUGUCACCAGUAAAGAAGAACUGAGAAGUAUCUAUGGUGAAUUCAAAAUACAACAUGGCCGUCUACCAAAUUUUUCUUCUGUUAUCUAUUGCCUUAAAGGGGCAGGAAAAGCUUUCGUAAGUGGAGACUCGCUUCAUCUGACACAGGUUGUAAGGAGAAGAUCAAGAUUGGCUGAUCAGUAUAUAACUAUUCGACAAGACCAGGUACCAUUACCCACUCCGCCUGGUCAGGAUGGGAACAACUGUACAAGAGCAGAAGCACGAAGAAUAAUUCAGUGGCUGAAGGAAAACCGGCAGGAGUUCAUCCAAAGCAAGAAUGGAAUUGUAAUUAAGUCAGGCUAUGAUCUCACAGAUGGUCGGAUAAGAUUUCCCCUGCAAGUCAAUGAACCUAAGACUGUGACUGUUUCUAUUGAGAAUACAUCCGAUGAAGCGGUGACAUUUGUCCAGUACAAACUUCUUCGUAAGAUGCGGGUGUUUUCACUUCAAGAUGAACAACAGAUAUCUGCCGUCAAUACUAAAAAUUUUAAUCCAGGAGAUGUAUAUGAUGUUUCUGUGACGGCUGAAACGGCUUAUUACGGCUAUUUCCCUGUAACUAUUGUAUUUGAAUUCACAAGAGGAAAUGUGGAAUCCAGGGAGAAAUUUCUUAUUGGGAGGUUCAUCUCUGCAGUUUCUAACAGUAGAUUAGCUGAUGACCUGGCACCAACUUCCAGAUACAUUCCCUAUCAAAGGAAUCUUACAAGGACCUUGGAAAGAAUUGAGGAUGAUGGAAUCCAACCUGACAGGUCUGUAGACUAUUCCUUAGAACGGGAGAUUCCACUUGGUAAUUUUCCUUCACCUUCAUACCUGAGAGAAGAUAUAAGAAAAGGACUGUUCUCCAGCAGAAGACCUACAUCGUAUGCAUCAAACGAUGGGAACUUGCUGAUCUCAACCCUAGGGUUUAGCAACUAUCCCGAUAAAUUUCACUUGCUGCUACACCUAGAAGAGAUACAAAUGGAGAUUGACAUCCGGAAAUACGACAAAGAACGACAGACAAUGGAAAGAGACAGAAAUCUCCUAAUCCUUCAUGUGCCGGGGGUAGCUGAAAACCGCCCUUCAGUAUUAAAGGGAGAUCACCUUUUUGUCACGCUGUCAAAUGAACCUGAAUCCCCAUCUAAAGUCAGCUACAAGGGUUAUGUGCAUGGUGUCGAGCUGGAGAGAGUCAGACUUGGAUUUUCUCAAAAUCUUGUGCAGAAAUUUAUUUCAGGAAUGCUGUUUGAUGUCACAUUUACUUUUAACCGCAUGCCGCUGACUGUUCAACACCGGGCAGUUGACUUGGUCAAAAAGAAAAACCUGCAAGAAUGUCUGUUCCCAACUGGAGCACGCCAGCAAUGUAUUGUUAAUACAGACAACCUGAGACUGUAUGACCAAAAUCUUGAGAAUAACCAAGAACAGUACAUGGCAGUAAAGCAGAUUGUAAGUGGAAUCUCCAGACCAGCUCCCUUUCUCAUAUUUGGUCCACCAGGCACUGGAAAAACUGUAACUUUGGUGGAGGCCAUCAAACAGGUGCUAAAGAAUAUCCCUAAGUGCCGUGUCCUUGCAUGUGCGCCAUCGAACAGCGCGUCAGAUCUGAUCUGUGAGCGCUUAAUGAAACACAUAGAUAAGAAAGAUAUUUACAGGAUGAUGGCCAGCAGCAGAGAUUUCCGUUUUGUUCCAAAAAUUAUCAAGCCCUGUUGUAACUGGAAUGAUACAACCCAGGCAUAUGAAUAUCCUUGCAAAAAUAAGCUUAUGGAAUACAAGGUUAUAAUCACAACGCUUAUUACAGCCGGAAGGCUUGUUUCUGCGCAGUUCCCAGAUGGCCAUUUUACCCAUGUGUUUAUUGAUGAAUCUGGACAUGCAGUAGAGCCUGAGUGUGUAACGGCUAUAGCAGGUGUUCUGGAUGUGACAAAAGGAGGGCAGUUGGUUCUGGCUGGUGAUCCACAGCAGCUAGGCCCAGUGUUAAGGUCUCCAUUUGCCAUUGAGCAUGGAUUACGUCUUUCAUUGCUGGAAAGACUAAUGACUCAAAAUCCACUGUAUGGAAAAUCCAAUGGAGCUUACAAUCCUCAAUUUGUCACAAAGUUACUGCUGAAUUACAGGUCCCAUCCUGACAUUCUCUCUGUUCCAAAUGAACUAUUUUACGAUAAUGAGCUCCAAGCCAAGGCUGAUGAAAUGGUCACACGUGCAUACUGCAACUGGGAGAAGCUUCCAAAGGAGAACUUUCCACUCAUAUUCCAUCAUGUGCUGGGGAAAGAUGAACGAGAAGGGAACAGCCCAUCCUUCUUUAAUGUACAUGAGAUAGAGGUUCUGGUGUCUUAUCUCCGUGACUUGCUGGAGACACAAGGAAAGAAAGGCAUAGCCAAAAUUUCUCCCAAAGAAAUUGGCAUAAUUGCUCCUUAUAGAAAGCAGGUGGAAAAAAUUCGGAAAGCCAUUGAUAAAGAAUUCAGAGCUGUAACUGACAUUACAGAUCUUAAGAUUGGAUCUGUGGAAGAGUUCCAGGGUCAGGAACGGAGAGUGAUCCUUAUAUCUACAGUGCGGAGUUCUAUGGAUUAUGUGAAACUUGACGAAGACUUCAGUCUUGGAUUUUUAAAAAACCCUAAGGCAAGUAGGAAGAAGUUUGGCUCAACAAUAUGUGCUGUUCCCAUUAAUGACUUGCUAAAAACAUCACUGAGCUCUGUAAUAGCCUUUUUCUAAUUAGAGCUGUAAAUUUGUGUACUUGGGGUACUCAUG